AUGAGCCAUCUGCUUUCUCUAAUGGAGUGACUGGGGCACCCGUCCAAGAUCAAAGGAAGGAAGCUGCCACUUUUGCUAGAGAGCAAGGCUUUGAGACUGAAGACAUUAAAGAGAUAGCCAAAAAGACCCAAGCUCUGCCAAAGGUGAACUCGAAGAGGCAGCGAGUUGUGAUUUUCACCCAAGGGAGUGAUGACACUAUAAUGGCUACAGAAAGUGAAGUCACCGCUUUUGCUGUCUUGGAUCAGGACCAGGAAGAAAUUAUUGAUACCAAUGGAGCCGGAGAUGCAUUUGUUGGAGGUUUCCUGUCUCAACUGGUGUAUGACAAGCCGCUGACCGAGUGCAUCCGUGCUGGCCACUAUGCAGCAAGCGUCAUAAUUCGGCGGACUGGCUGCACCUUCCCCGAGAAGCCUGACUUCCGCUGAGGAAGCGCAGGAAACCCAGGCCAGGGGCACAGACACUGCCCGACCGCUUCUGAGAAUCCCCAGCGUAACAGAAGGAAAUGAUCUGCCACCUUUUCCUACAUAAUAAUGGUCAAUCUUAACUUAGAAUGUGUAGUAAUGCUCAGUAGAAUCUUUAUUCUCUCAACAAAUUCAAAAAUGAUUGUUUAUUUCCAUAGUGUGAUAGUGCCACUUAAAUGUCAAUUAAACAGGAAUAUAACAUUUCAAUAGAAAUUUUUAUUUAAUUUUCAAUUACUUUGUAAAUUCAUGUGUAUUUAGCAAAUUGAUCAGGUUUUUUUACAUUUCUGCUUUGAAUGCAGGUGCAAUUUAAUAUAAUAGAUAUUUUUAAAGGAAUUAACCCUAACACAUCAAUCUUUAGCUUUUUAUACAAGUAUAUUUAAUUUAGGGGUGUGUGUGUGUGUGUGUGUAUGUGUGUGUGUGUACACACAUUCAUACAUAUAUGUACCACAUAUACACACAAUAAAUAGCCAAAUAAGGUACAGAAAUAUUUACCUUGCCAAGUUAUGCCAAAUCAUCUCUUCAGUGUAUAAUCAAAUAUAUCAUAAACUUUGGAUAAUUAAAUAACUUGCCAAAUUAUAAAUUAUAUUAUAAUAUUCAAAUCAUAAUCUUAUAUUUACUUAUGGUACUCUGUAAUUUGAUACAAAUAAAAGCUUGUGAUAUGGGAAUUUUUUCUGUCUUUGCUCUGUGCUCAACAAACUGAGAAAGAAAAAUCAUUAUUUAAUAUUGAUCCCUGAAAUGAUACCGAAUUUGUUACUGGAGAUAGAAGAACAAUAUAUAACACAUUGAAAAAUAAUAAUAGUGGAGACCAAAACAUCACUGUUUUAAGGAAGACGAAAUGGUACAACAGAACCUCAGGAGUCAGACUUACCUUCCCAUGAUCUUGGGAAAAUUACUCAGCCUCUUUCAGCUUGUUUCUUUUCUGUAAAAUGGGAUGAUAGCACCAAUGUGCAAGGUUCCUGAGGUGAUUUGAGAGAGAAAACAAAGUAUAAAAAGCGUGGUACAAUGCCUAAUAAGUGCUUAAUAACUACUUACUAUUUUUAUAAUGAUUAUUAUUGAAGAAAAAAGGAUAAUAUUUAUAAAACUGAACUAAAUCAUAGAAAAAGGUUCAAGUUUUUGUUUCAUGUUUAGGUAAACUUUAAGGUCUCCAAUGCCUGCUUGUCCUUUUGGAGUAUUAUUGAGAUAAUGAAUGUACCAGAGAAUCUUCCAUUUUAAAGGAUACAAACCAGUGGUUUUAGUAUAUUCACAAAAUUGUGCAGCCAUCACCGUAUCUAAGCCAAGCACAUUUUCCUCACCCCAAGAAACCCUGUACAUCCCAAUUCACCCCAUUCUCACCCCCUGGCAACUACUAGUCUGUCAUCUGCCUGUGUAGGUUUGCCUGUUUUGGACAUUCAUAGAAAUGGAGUCAUA
Messenger RNA from Myotis davidii, 1865 nucleotides. Its product is annotated as adenosine kinase. The annotation marks the transcript as partial. NCBI's taxonomy places the organism in Eukaryota, Metazoa, Chordata, Mammalia, Chiroptera, Vespertilionidae. Gene Ontology annotation, biological process: purine ribonucleoside salvage. The record is from RefSeq and is a predicted model, not a curated record. The transcript is spliced from 5 exons. Gene Ontology annotation, cellular component: cytosol; nucleus. Gene Ontology annotation, molecular function: adenosine kinase activity.